UAUGGUCGUAAGACUAUAGCCUGUCCAGUGUCCUCUAAGAACGAAGAAAAAAAAAUCAAAGAUUUGACAUUUGACUAAACCAAAAUAAAAUUAUCUUGGCUUAGUUUCUUUAUAAACAUUAAUAGUGGCGACGGAAAAUUAUCCUAAGAAAAUGCUAGAUGGGUGGUACUGCCGCUCUAUAGCAAACAUGCAAGCCAAUGAAGCAGCCAAUGUGAGUACCAACGCGCCAUCGGAGCCACCAGGGACUCACGAUUCCCAAAAGGACUAUUCUAGUGACAGUAGCAGUGAUCCAGAACCGGAGCCUAACUACAGACUACAAUACUUAUCAUUGAAGAAGAAACUGAAAUUUCUCAUCUAUGAAAAUGAAUGUUUCCAAGAUGCACUCAGAUGUAGUCAGAAAAGAUUGCUGAAGGUGUCUCGUGACCGAAGCUUUUUGCUAGAUAGGUUACUGCAAUAUGAGAGGCCUGAGAGCACCACUUCUGAAAGUGAAGACACAGAGUCAUCAGAUGAUACUGAUUAUAAUCGUGUAGAUGUUAUUAAAAGGAGAAAAAUAGAAAGCAAUGCUUCACAACAAAAUACAUCUGCAAAUACAUCAAUAAAUAAAGGUGCCACUGCAGUUAAGCGAAAGAGAACAGUAAUGCCGAAAAAACCACCCAACAACAGUCUUCUACAUCAAGCAAGUGGCGCAUCAUUAGCGAAGGUGCCACCAGCACUGGGCUUCACCCUGUCUGCUAGUGAUGGCCACAUGACACCAGAGGAGGUGGAACGGCACUUGCAGUCACGACAAUCAUACCUCGAGCUACUGCCCGAAAGAGCACCGCCAACUGUACCCACUGAAAUGUUCAGUAAUGAUCCAUCACUUGAUAGUGAAUCAAAUGACGUGUUAGAAAAUUCACCAAAUGUUGAAGAAUGGUUUGAUUAGUACCUAUUAAUAAUAUCUAUCAAUUCAAUAAGAUAUUUACUAUGUAAAAUGUAACUUAGGUUUAAAUGUUGUAAUAAAAAUUUGCAAAUGAUAA
This is a messenger RNA of Manduca sexta (tobacco hornworm), 1016 nucleotides long. RefSeq names its product INO80 complex subunit E. The transcript is spliced from 6 exons. Gene Ontology annotation, cellular component: nucleus; Ino80 complex. Lineage: Eukaryota; Metazoa; Arthropoda; Insecta; Lepidoptera; Sphingidae. The coding region runs from base 152 to 922 and encodes 256 amino acids. The record is from RefSeq and is a predicted model, not a curated record. Gene Ontology annotation, biological process: chromatin remodeling.